Messenger RNA from Aspergillus tanneri, 1077 nucleotides. Its product is annotated as metallophosphatase domain-containing protein. The coding region runs from base 1 to 1077 and encodes 358 amino acids. NCBI's taxonomy places the organism in Eukaryota, Fungi, Ascomycota, Eurotiomycetes, Eurotiales, Aspergillaceae. The record is from RefSeq and is a predicted model, not a curated record. The transcript has a single exon. Gene Ontology annotation, molecular function: hydrolase activity.
AUGACCUCUCCCUACCAUCGUCGUCCACUCUCCGACUACUUUCUCUCCUCCCCUCUGACCGCACUCCUCUAUCCCCUCCACAAUCUUCUCCUUCGACUCCGCGGUACUCCUCACCUCCCUGCACCAGGCGCUCGUCCAAUCCGCGUCGUCUGCAUCUCCGACACCCACACUCUCGAAUAUACCGACAUUCCAGAUGGCGACCUUCUCAUCCACGCCGGAGACCUUAGCAAUGACGGCAGUGUGCGCGAGAUCCAAGCCGCUGUCAACUGGCUUCGCCAACUCCCCCAUCCACACAAGGUCGUCAUCUGUGGCAACCACGACAGCUACUUCGAUGUCCGCUCCCGACUCUCCGAAGACCGAGAUCAAUCAUUCACAGCCGUCUCUUCAUCUACAGCCUCCCUGCGCUCCUUAGACGAACUCGAUUCAGCCAGCCGCAUCGACUGGGGCGACAUCCACUACUUGCAACAUUCCUCCGUCACGCUCUCUUUCCCUCAGACGUCAUCUAGCUCCUCUCGCCCUCGCUCUCUCACUCUCUACGGCGCUCCUCACGUCCCUGCCCUGAUGCCCUUCGGCCCCGAACACGCCUUCACCUACCCUCCCUACUACGACGCCUGGUCGGGCACCGUUCCCCCGUCUACCGACAUCCUCAUCACGCACACCCCGCCUCACGCACAUCUCGACCUCUCCCCCGUCUACUCCACCGGAUGUCCAUUCCUCCUCGCAGAAUCCUGGCGUGUGCGACCCACCCUACACGUCUUUGGCCACAUCCACGCCGCCUACGGUAUGGAGCCCGUGUACUGGGACGAGGCGCAAAAGGCCUGGGAACGACUCUGCGCGACGCGUAAGCGUCGUGCAAGGAGUACUCGGUUGGACUCUCUUCUUGGUUUCCUGCGGGAUCUAUUUGAUAUCUCCGGAUGGGUAGAUACCGCCAGGGUGCUCGGAUAUGGUGUUAUGGGGGUGGUAUGGGCGAGGAUCUGGGGUGGGGAGCAUCUCGGCUGUGGAUGGAUGGUUAAUGCGGCUUGCAUGUAUCGCGAUUCGGGGCGGUUGGCAAAUAAACCACAGGUAGUGGUUUUGUAA